This is a messenger RNA of Cucumis sativus (cucumber), 1720 nucleotides long. RefSeq lists its product as uncharacterized. Bases 384 to 1364 code for a protein of 326 amino acids. NCBI's taxonomy places the organism in Eukaryota, Viridiplantae, Streptophyta, Magnoliopsida, Cucurbitales, Cucurbitaceae. The record is from RefSeq and is a predicted model, not a curated record. The transcript has 5 exons.
UGCUUCUAUGAAGCACCAUAACACUCCAACCCCAAUUAACCUCACGGCGGCGCUUGGCGGCCGGCGACAAGCGGAUUGACCAUCCCCCUCCAAAUGGCUAUUUUGCAACUGUACAUUUAAAAUAUUCAUUGAAGUCCGUAGUUCAUGGACUACUCUAAACUCCCUGUUUUAUAGGUCCCUCUCUCCUUUACUCUUUAUAAAGUCCAAACCUACGGCGCAUAAAUUUCCAAAUUUCAAUCUCUUUCUCUCUCUUUCUUUCUGUUGUUUUUUUUCUCUCUCUCUCUCUCUCUCACUCUGUGUCAGCACCAAGGUGCGGCCAUGGCGGCAGACCAAGAAGGCAGAGAGUUGAAGUUUAACUCUAAGUUUCAGAUUGAGCAUGGGAUAUGCAGCAGAACCCCUUUGAAGGAGAUAGUUGGCCAAGCUAUUUUGGACGGUCUGAUUCAUUUCUCAGCUUUAAUUCACCAGUUGAAUCUGAGAUUGGUUCCUAUGAAAUCGAAAGUGAUAGAGAUGACGGAGAGAACGAUGGCGACGAUUACACGGCGGAGUUGAGUCGACGGAUGGCUCAGUACAUGCUUCAAGAUGAUGAUAACUCAUCCACUACAAGUUUUCAAUCUGAGAUUCAGAACAAGUCAUGGGGUUUGUCUGGUUCGCCAAUUUCAACGCUGUGGUCACCUUUAGGCUCUAGCACUGGGAGUAGCCACGGAAGUCCAGAAGGGCCGUCGAAGGAGCCAUCGCCUCCAUCAACGCCGGUAGUUGAAGAGUGUGGAGAGCUAGACAUUUCACACAACGUUUUUAGCAAAUUGGAGAAGAUGAAGAAAGUGAGCAUAAACGGUAAAUCAAUCCAAACAAGCACCCAAAUAGGAGAAACAGGAUCUUCCUCUUCCAAGGACCAAUCAAGAACUCCCAAAAAUCAGAAACGAAGGCAGAACCAACAGCAGCAGCAGUUCAUGAAGCAAAAAGGCUCAGGCACCACACAAGUCAAGCAAGCUCAAGGAAGCUCGUUACAAGCAAAUUCAGGGGCAAAAUCAGUAGGGCCAUCAGGGACUGGCGUUUUCUUACCUCGCCAUGUGAACUACAACCGUCCAGCUCCAUGUCCACAGCCACCACAGCCGCCGAAGAAAAAGGGCUGCUCCACUGUACUAAUACCCGUGAGAGUCCUACAAGCCUUACAGCAUCACUACGACAGAAUGGACGACGAGACGAGACAAAAAAUCACUGGCUUCACAGCUCUGAGAGAAGCUGCAGCUAAUGCAAGAACAACAACAAAUACCAUUAAGAAAAGUCAUACAGGAACUGCAACGGCAACGGUGACGACGGCGACAAGCCAAAUCGACGUGGGCCUUCCUCAAGAAUGGACAUAUUAAUGACUUCAACAACUGGCGAGGGGCCAUUUGUUCUCUGGAUCACAAAUCUGAAAGCUUUUUGGCGGUUUUCGUAAGUGAAAGAUGGGAGAUGACGUUAAUGUAAAUUGGAAUAAAAGCCCCAACAAGUAGACGGAGAAGAAGACGAAAUGAACAAAAGAAUUAGGGGUUAGGGGAACCGAUGUCGUUUUCUUUGACUGUCGAUUAGGGGGCAAAAUCGUAAAUAAUGUUUGGGAAAUUAAUAUUUGUUAUGAAAAAAAAAAAGGAAAUGAAAAUUCCUUUUAGUAAUAAUUUGUCAAACAAAGGUUGUAUUUUAUACCCUACAAUAAUUGUUUAAAUAAUUUAAUUAUUCUUGUUCA